AUAAUCUUUGCCGUGUGUACUGUGACCGGUUCAGACAUAAACAUGGUUCGAUUGUCAUUAUGUAUGGCGAACAAUAUUUAAGUUUUUGUUUAUGUGUUUAACCCAAUUGUGCGCGAUGUCUGUAUGUUCAUUCUCAUAGUGAAAAGAAAAUGAUAUGAAGUAUUAGUGUUAUGCAGUGAUAAAGCUGUGGUUCGAGUUAAGAGCGGUCAGCGCUGAUGACCCAGUGUUUACAAGGUAAAAUUAAAUCCCGCAUCGCUGAAUCAGCAUGACAGUGGUAACUAAGAUUUAUUUCAGAAAAACUGAAGAGAUUGGUGGAAGUAUGUAAUACGAAUGACACGAAAAAAAGUCCUACCACUAUUUCGACAGACUGCUUCGUUUUGAUGAAUAUGGGCAGAGAGAUUGGAAUAAUAAGAUAGUUCUGACUUCAUUUCAGCCAAGGUAUGGGGCUACCAAACAGUGAGACAACUGAGCCAACAACAGCCUUGGUGAGACGUAUUGGUUCUGCUGUGUUGUAUGGAGCGUGUUCCUUUCUAAUAACCGUGGUGAACAAGACUGUAUUGACAACUUAUGGGUUUCCUUCUGCUCAAGUUCUUGGUCUGGGUCAGAUGGCUGCUACCGUAGCAGUACUCAUUGUUGCACGGAGCAUCAAUGUGCUAUCUUUCCCUCCAUUUGAUAGAGGCAUCUUUCGUAAAUUAUGGCCACUGCCCCUGAUUUACAUGGGAAAUGUUGUCUUUGGGCUCUAUGGGACAAAACAACUUUCCUUGCCAAUGCUUACAGUUCUGCGACGUUUUUCGAUUCUGAUGACCAUGGUAGGUGAAUUUUAUUUGCUGGGUGUUAGACCAACUACAGCUGUCCAAAUAUCUGUUUAUACAAUGAUUCUUGGUGCAAUAAUUGCUGCAAGCAAUGAUUUGGCCUUCAGUGCAGAAGGUUACAUAUCAGUUUUGCUGAAUGACUUCUUCACUGCAGCAAAUGGUGUUGUGGUGAAACAAAAGCUGGAUGCAGCAGAGCUUGGAAACAUUUCAGAGAAAAACAGGCAAUAUGUGACUGUUCACUGCUUGGUUGGUAAGAAGUUUGAUAAUAUUUGUGUACACAAGUGGACUUUAAGACUUUAUUUCCUAACAUCUGAAUAUUAUGCCAAAGUUAAUUUUAUUCUCUGCUGAUUUAUUAUCAGCUGUGCAAAGUACAAUUGUGCACUCAAAAUAAAACAAUUCUUUUAAAUAU
Messenger RNA from Schistocerca gregaria, 1221 nucleotides. RefSeq names its product UDP-sugar transporter UST74c-like. Gene Ontology annotation, cellular component: Golgi apparatus. The coding region runs from base 441 to 1160 and encodes 239 amino acids. The record is from RefSeq and is a predicted model, not a curated record. The transcript has 6 exons. Gene Ontology annotation, molecular function: antiporter activity; GDP-fucose transmembrane transporter activity. NCBI's taxonomy places the organism in Eukaryota, Metazoa, Arthropoda, Insecta, Orthoptera, Acrididae.